This is a messenger RNA of Amyelois transitella, 7942 nucleotides long. RefSeq names its product serine/threonine-protein kinase ATR (gene mei-41). Gene Ontology annotation, molecular function: protein binding; protein serine/threonine kinase activity. The record is from RefSeq and is a predicted model, not a curated record. Gene Ontology annotation, cellular component: nucleus. Lineage: Eukaryota; Metazoa; Arthropoda; Insecta; Lepidoptera; Pyralidae. Bases 90 to 7751 code for a protein of 2553 amino acids. The transcript is spliced from 29 exons. Gene Ontology annotation, biological process: telomere maintenance; DNA damage checkpoint signaling; protein phosphorylation.
AAUGUAAACAAAUGUGUUCUGCUGUUAUUUUACAAAAUUUAUUAAUUUUUUGUUCACUUUGAUUUGGAUAAUAAUAAUAAUUGUUAACAAUGGAAGAUGAGAAUCAAGAUGGUCCUUUUACUGUUUGGCAAAUGUUUAAUGCGCCUACAAUGGUUCUUUUCAACAAUCUGGAUCAUGCUGCUGAUGGGCUUGAAAGAUUACUUACUUCAAUUUUAAAGUUAUCUGGUGAUUUUUCAGAAGUUCUGGUUCCUCGGGUAGGGUCUUCUAAAUAUCCCGACUCAUAUUAUAGUGCCUUUAAUACAUGGCUUCUAGGAAGAUUAUUUUAUGUGUGGUCAGUCAAGGAGUUACAUAGGAUACAUUUGCCUAGUAAAGAUGCACAGUUAAAAAUAUUGAACAUAUUAUGUGUUAAUGGUGCAUCAUUUUAUGAGAACUUGCAUUCAGAAUAUGCUGAUAUACUGAAGAAACUAGUUGGUUUUUAUAAGAACUAUCCACAGAAGGGCUUAGAUGAGAGACCACCAGUGCUUAUACUUGAAAAUUUUAAACCUCCAGUUGUUGACAUUCCCAAUACAGAGCUGAAUUUGCAACCAAUAUUUGUUUCUAUUUUGAACAUAGAAACAUGUGAGGCAAUGAUCAAAUUGACUUUGAAUCUACUUUCUGAAAGCAUCCCUACUGAUUCAUUAAAAAUAGAAAAGAAUAAAGAGAAGUAUGAUGUACUAUUCAAUGAGGUUAUAUACAUAAUUGAAUAUUGUAAUAUUGAUUUAAAGUUAGCUUCACUUAAAUUUUACUCAGAUUUAAUAAAGAAUCAUGAUGAAGUGUCAAUAAACAGAUUCUCUGAAAUAUUUCCAAAUAUAUUCCAAGAAUUGCUUGUAUGCACUGAAGCUUUGAUGAAAUCUUGUGAGGUAUUAUAUGAUAAUGGUACUAUAAAAGUAACAGAUUUGAAGAAUUUGAUUGAAAUUACAGAAUGUUUGCUGAGGAUUGGUGACCGUAAUCUCAGAAACGAAUAUAAAGAGUCUAUAUUUAAUAUAUGUGCUUUAAUUGUCACACCCAAUAAUAUAUUCACAAAAAUUAAAGAUUUUGAUAAAUUGUCAUUAAGAAAUUUCUGUCUCUUGCUUAUAAAAAAAUUGGAUCUACCACAAGAAUAUUUAAAUUUGAAUGAACUGUCCGGAGAUGAUAUAUAUGCAUUGUCAGAGUAUUACAUAACAAACAUAGUUAAUUAUAUUAAAAAUUGGGAAAAUGCUGGAGAAGCAAUAUGUUUUCCAGGGAGUAAUAUGUUAAGUAACAAUGGGUAUUUCACUCUAGUUUUGCAAGUAUACAGAAAUGAAUUGAAGUAUACAGAAAAUCGUAGGAGUUUAUACAAUAGUGGAUCGGAUGUAUCUAAUUUACUACAUAAGUGUUCAGCUUCUCUACAUAUCUUGUUCAAUGUAUUUGUGAGAAGUAAAGAUAUAAAAUCUAAUAAAAACAACUUUGAGCUCACUUAUAUCCUUGAUUCGAAUUUGAUUAAAGAGUCUUGGAAUAAUUUAUUUCAAAUAAUAGGAAUAGCAAGACAUAAAUUGGUUGGUGAUGUACAACUCUUGCAUCCAUUGCAAGUAAUAUUUGAUUUUGUUAUAACACUUAUUGUUAUGAGCGAUAGAGCAUGUGAAGGUGUCAUGGACAACAUUUUACAAAUUCUAUGCUUGCAAACUCCACCACAACAUAUGGAAAGAUUUCUUUCAACUACAGAGUAUAAUAUGACAGUAAUGCUGAAAUAUUUGAUGAUCUCAAAAAUUAUUAUAAGAAAUAAAUUUAAUGAAGAUUGGAAUCAAACCACAGCAGUAUUGUUAAACUACUUUACAAGAAAUAAAACAAUUUAUAACUACAAACAGAUUAUACCUUUAUGCCCCAUACUUUUAAUUGCUAAAACUUUCUCAGCAAGUAAACUGAUAAGUGAAAUUCUCAUGCCAGCCUUUUUGACAAAGGAUGAAGAAGUGCAGAAAGAAAUCGUCAAGAUCCUGCCAGCACUUGCUUGUAUGACACUAGGCUCAUAUGAAGUUGUAAUAAACCCUAAAGAUAAUACUAAUGGCCAUGUCAUAUAUAAGAAUAAUGUCUUAUGUAUAAGUGUUGUAUGCUCUAAUUGUCAUGAGCUAGUAAAGCAUUUAGAAAUUGCCAUGAAAAUCGUUUCGGCAAGCAAUAAAAAUUCUGCCACCAAUAUUUCAACCAUAACAGGCAUGAAGAAUUUAUUUGCGAAAUUUCUUAAUCCGAAACAAUACAAUCAUAUAGACAAUAGUGAAUAUUGGAAUCUUAUUGAAAGAUUUUGUUAUCAUUUUUAUGUUUUCAACUAUGGAGUGCCAUCUAGCCUUAUAACCAUUGAAAAUAGCUCAAAAAUUUUAAAGGCAUUUAAACCUUUUAUAAACGGGAACUUGGAUAAUGUUGAUGAAGACUGGAAACUACAGAGAGAUACGGCUUUAAACACAUGCAUCAAUUUGCUAGUAAAAGCCACAAGGACAUGUUUGGAAAGCAUAGACUACAAUCAACAGACUGAAACAUUGAACCUAAUACAAGAACUCGGAUUGUGUAGCAACGAAAAAGUUAUACUUCCUGUCACCAAGUUGUUAGUGUACUUUAUUAUGCACCCACAAUGCGGUCUAGCACCAAAAGCUGUGAUUUUUUUAAGGGAGAUAUCAGAGUUUCAUAAUUACACUCCCAAUCAGAUAUACCACAGAUAUAAGAAGGAUUAUUGCAAGUUAUUUGUGGAAUGUAGUCUUUAUAACGGAAAAGAUUUUGCCAUAUAUCUUCUAAAAGUCGUCAGAGCAUUUGGUUUUGUUGGUUAUAGAGAUUUCAUUUCGAAAGACGUCCACCAUUUUUUGCCCUAUCUCAUACCAUAUGCGGUGACCGUAAAAGAAGUGCCCUCAAUGGUUGAGGAAAUAGCAUCAUUGGUACAAUGUUCCGUAUCAGACUUUCUGUCGGAAAGAUUUCCGCACAUUUACGUCUAUGUUUACUUGAACGAUUCCAAAGAUGUGCUCAAGAAAUGUAAUGAAAUAAUAGAAAGACUAACAAAAAUGUCGGUUCUAAAUUUAAUAAAAAGACAUUUUAGGGUGAUUCUAACAGAGUUUCUAUUACAAUACUGUUGUAAUCCUGAAAAAGUUUUGAAUGCAUGUAGAUACUUAGCAUGUCAUGAUCCUGACGUGUCUACGCCUACUGGAAGCAUGGGUAUGAGUACCACUCAGAUAGCUGAUUUCUUGAAUCCUAAAUUCUUAGGAGUAUUGGCAUAUUUUGAUCAUAAACUGGUUAAUGUUAAAGUAGCUUUAUCUGUGAAACGAAAAGCCUUAACGAGUUUCCCUGAUAUAAUGCAAUUGAUGGGAGUAAAGUACAUCACACCUUUGAGGUUUAAAGUAUUAGCGACACUAAGAUCAGCCCUUCCAUUGGUCAAAGAAUUUCCGAAGGUUUUAGCUGAAGCGUGGGCAGCGUUCAUUCAUAACAUCGACAGCAUAUCUUUGGGUCCUCUUCUAUCUAAUUUAGCAGUGUCCUUACUGCAGCAAUUCGAGUAUGCGCCGCACGAAAUAAACAAAAUAUUUCAGUAUUUAAUACUGAGUAAUGAAAACUUGUUAAGUUCACAUAUUUCAGACUUAUUCUUUUUGGAAGAUACAAACAUUACCGAGAAAGUUAAAAUGGUAAUAAAGAAGCACGUACGAAGAACACAACCUGAAGGUUUUUUGGAUAAGAUAAAGUGGUACUUGCAACAUCUGAAUCAAGAUAUACCAGCAAUUAAGGCAAACGCAUUUUCUCAUUUGGACAAAUUACUGAAGAGCAACAGAACAGAGAUUCAUAAAGCUAUAUUUGGUGGUAAAAACAUUGAUCCCAUUGUUGUAGAGCUCAUAGACUCUUUGUUACUCGGUUGCAAAGAUUCUGACAUGAAAGUGAGUAGUACCAGUGGGGCCUGCCUAGGCCAGUUGGGCGCCAUAGAGGCAGGUCACUUGCCAAGGCAGUACGUGAACACAGCGCGCUCACCCUUCGCCUUCUCUAUAGCCGACAACUGUUUCGCCGCCACAGCACUCGUGGAGCUUACUAGAGCGUUCCAGUAUGAGAAAGAUACUAUGAAUAUGGACUGUUACGCACUUACAAUUCAAGAAAUAUUAAAGAUUUAUGAUAUAUCUCCCAGUGGUAGUAAAAAAGAAGUGUGGGACAGUUUUCCGGAGCAUAUGCAUCAGAUUAUGUUUCCGUUGCUUAGCUCAAGAUAUACCUUGGCAUACCCAUCACAACCUAAGAAGGCCCAUCCUCUUUUUGGCUCUGCAUAUGCUACUACUUUUCUGGAAUGGGCUCACAACUGGGCUGGCCAAUUAAUUCCUCUGAUAGAAUCGGAGAAUAUUCGAGAACUCCUGCGCACUGUUCACCCGAGCAUGAGGCGUGACGUCAGAACAUUAUUCCUUUUUCUGCCCUACGCUUUGUUGCAUGCUGUGAUGUCGAAAACCAAUAACCAAUAUAUACAAGAAGAGAUGUUAGCCGUUAUAGGUCUGGAGAACUUUGAGAAUAUCCACGUAGCUACAGAAAGAUCUAGAUACAAAAUGUUGCGACAUAUCAGAAUGACUCCUAGCGUUAUAUCUGUUCAAACCGAGGAAGGAAACCAGAGCAAGUGUAGCAAAACCGUAUACACUUUAUUGGACUUCCUAAAUAGAUGGCUCCUUGAAUGGUGUCAUUCAAAACAGCGGCCGCUGGAGAACGACAAUUACAAGGCUAUAUCAUCUUUUUUGGAGAAAUUCGACAAGUUAACCAUAGCUCGCGGGAAUUUCCUUUGCGGCGAACUGGAGCGGGCGUUGCAAUAUCUCGAGCUGUAUAUGGACGAAAAUCCGAGUCAGAUGCAGGAACAGUUGUCUUUGUUGGCGGAGAUAUAUGCUUUGCUGGAUGAGCCAGAUAGCGUUGCGGGUAUACUAUCAAUAAAACGGGAGGAGCCAUCUUUGAAGGAGUUGAUAUUGGCCCAGGUGGUGACCGGUCGUUUGCAAGACGCCGCCCUCUGCUAUGAGAGGUUGGCACAAGAAGGUCAGCUGGAUAGGAAUAGUCUGCAGGGUAUGAUAGACUGCUACUUAGGAUUAGACCAGCCGUUCACAGCGUAUCGCUUGCUCAGUGAACAUGAAUCUGAAGAUAGUAUGAUGGAACUGGCUGCGGAACCACUAUGGCGGCUUGGUCGCUUUGAACAACUAGAAGACCUUGCGAGCAAACCAGUGCCGGCCUGUCGCGAAAACUGGGGUUUACUAAUGGGUCGUAUCCUCCUAGCAUAUCGUUCUCAAGAUCAGAUAGUUUUUCAAACGUCAUGUAAAGACGCCACGAAUAGAUUGCUGGCUCAGAUGGACGGAGAAAGUAAAGGCGAAAACGCACUGCGCAGUGGAUACCAAAGUGUGCUUGGACUUCACAUUGUGAGUGAGGCCGGACAUGCCGAGGAAGUUUUAAGGAGGCUCAAAGUAUUGAACGACGGCGAUUCCCAAGCCUCUGACAUUAUAAAUCAAUUGCUAGACGAAUGGCGGCGGCGUCUGUCCGUUGUGCAAUCAGAUGUGAGGACCAUUGAACCGUUACUCAGACUGCGCAGAAUAUUGUUGCAACAAACUCAGACCUUACUGGAACCAACACAUCCGACAACUUCAAGUAAUCUGAAAGCAUGUAUUGGGGAUCUAUGGUUGCAAAGCGCUAAGCACGCGAGAAAAGCGGGGAUUUUUCAACAGUCAUACAUGUAUAUACUUAACGCCGAAGAAUACCAGCCGGAACAGCUGUUCAUAGAGAAAGCUAAAAUGUACUGGGCGCGAGGUCAACACGAACACGCCUUCACUACUCUUCGACGCCGACUCGACGAAUCCUAUCCCGACAUUAGGAAUCUCAACAAUGAACAGAGGAAAAUAUGCGCAAAAGCCAAGCUGUUGAUAGCAAAGUACAACGAUGAAACAACCAAUGUAGACGUGGACGUCAACAUAGGAUACUAUAAAGACUCCGUUGACGUCUUCAAGCAAUGGGAAAAAAGUUUGGUGUGUCUCGGAACUUACUACGAGAAAGUGAGCGGUACUGAUAAUGUGUCAAACAUGAACCUAGUGUGGACCCGGCGUUUGUACGCACUAAAUAGCUACGGCAAAGCGUUGCAGUACGGACACAAAUAUCUAUAUCAAAGUAUGCCCAGGAUGCUGUCCAUUUGGUUAGACAUGGAGGUAACAUCAUCCGACACAAGCGCUCACUCGGUACUGGCGCAAAUGACAGAAAUCAUAAAAACCUACUCUGAAAGGCUACCCGUAUAUCUUUAUUUGACAGCUUUCUCUCAAAUAGUGUCGAGGAUCUGCCAUCCAGUCAAAGAGGUAUACCUCCAACUCAAAGCGAUAAUUGUCAAGCUGAUUAUUGCGUACCCACAACAUACAUUAUGGAUGAUGAUGUGCGUCAUAAAAUCCAGUUACCCUCAGCGCAUGAAGCGGUGCGCCGACGUUUUCUCAGACCCACGACUGAAAGAACCGCACAUGUUGAAACUUGUCGGCGAUUUCACGCAACUAGCUGAGAAAUUAAUUGAGUUGUGUAAUAAACCAAUCGCUGGGAGUGCUUCGACAACAACUGUAUCAACUCUUGUCCGCACAUUGCCGCGUCUGCUAGCGAGCGAUAAUUUCAGCCACAUAAUGAUGCCUUUCCAAGAGUUCUGUAAAAUCGUCCUUCCGUCUAAAGCAGCGAGACAGGAACGCAUAGACUUCAAUAUACCGACUGAACCUCUUGUUUAUAUAGCGGGUAUUGAAGAGCAUAUCAGCAUAUUGCCGUCUUUGCAGAAACCUAGGAAGGUUACGUUGAAAGGUUCGGACGGAAAGUCCUACAUAAUAAUGCUUAAACCUCGUGAUGACCUCCGCAAAGACUUUCGCCUGAUGGAGUUCAACGGGGUUGUAAACCGGUUCCUUCAAGAUGCACCUGAAACCAGACGUCGAAGACUGUACAUCAGGACUUACAGUGUAUUGCCUCUGAAUGAGGAAUGCGGCCUCAUCGAGUGGGUUCCCAAUCUGGUGGGCCUCCGACCGAUACUGAUGCAUAUUUAUAAGCAGAAAGGAAUACACACAAGUAAUCGAGAGCUGAAAGAGUUGAUGUGUUCUACCAAAGAUCCGGUAGAGAAAAAGAGACGGAUAUACGAAGAGCAGCUCCUACGCCGACAUCCACCGGUCUUCCAGGAGUGGUUCAGGCGUGUGUUUUCGGAUCCUUAUGGCUGGUAUCAAGCAAGGUCGGCUUAUAUUAGGACAACGGCGGUUAUGUCCAUGGUGGGAUACAUUUUAGGUCUCGGCGACAGACACGGUGAGAACAUAUCGUUCGACUCCACAAACGGCGAUACAGUGCACGUAGACUUCAACUGUUUGUUCAACAAGGGUGAAGCGUUCGAGUGGCCUGAAAGGGUGCCGUUCCGUUUGACCCACAACAUGGAGGCCGCUAUGGGGCCUUUGAAACAUGAGGGCAUGUACAGGAAGAGUUGCGAAGCCGUAAUGCGGGCAUUACGCGCCCAAACCGCCGCCCUGAUGUCCGUCAUCGGUCCGUUCGUGUACGACCCGCUAGUGUCAUGGGGCCGAGCUCGCCCUAUAGACGCGGCCGAGCGAACCAACGAGCAGGCGUUACAACAUCUACAGCAUAUCAGACAACGGUUGAACGGGAUGGUGCGGACGAAGAACAAACAAUUAUCUCUUUCCCUCUCUCCAGAAGGCCAAGUGGAGCAUCUGAUAGUGGAAGCUACGAGUGUCCAUAACCUAUGUCAAAUGUAUAUCGGUUGGGGACCGUUCUUGUAACUGACGAGAGCUUGAAAUUAGUUUAAAAAGUCCUUACAAGUAAAGUGCAAAAUAUAAAUAAAGAAGAGAAAACAAAAAAGAGUGAAUUCCACUCAUUGUGAGCUUAAAGUGCCUUAAGAAUAGUUUUGUUAAGUUUGUACCGCAAAGGCUGUGUUUAGUUUGUAAGAGAAUUUGUUAAUAAACAUGUUCAU